AUGGUGUCUUGCGGGAAAGAAUAUACACCGCCUGUCAAAGUCAGCCUUAAGCCAGAGCCUCGAUCUUUCAUUCAUAUCGUUGCCAGAGAUAUCUCUCUUGACUUGCUCCCAGCCUUGCCGUCUUUCUGCCUCUUUUUCCCUUUUUAUGCCUCCUUUUCUUCGGCUUUUCUCAAGCUCGUUUCAGGCGCCUUUUGGUCUUGGUGUAAAUCAAAUACAGAUCGCGUAAUAUUACACAUUCUGUUCCUGCAUCUAAGCCUCUUCGGGAAACCGUCAGGCUGUGCAGCCAAUGGGAGAGAGGCCGCGUCUUCCUCCGGACGUAUUUUAAGACACCCGAAAUACCGGGAGAUCGAAACAAGCUUUUUACGAGGCGCUUUCCUUGGCGUCUUUUUCUCUUUCUUUUUCGCUUUUCUCUCUUUCUCUUCCUUCGCCUCCAUCAUUGGCAUCGUCGUCGUCGUCCUCUUACUCUUUGCCCUACGCAUCCUUUCGCCGGGUAACUGUGUAUAUCCUAGCAGACAAGGUAUUCUUUGCGGGUUGAAAGGGGCAAUUGAACUCGAUACCUUCAGCUCUUUCGCAGGACACAUCCGCGAGAAGCCGGCCAGCCACCGCAGCCAUGGUCUUGCUACGGAACAUAGCUCUCGUCGCCCUCGCUCUGGGCAGCGGAGCUACUGCGUCAAAUGCAGCUUACUUCAAAAGAGCUCCCGAAGCUUUGAUCUAACGUGGUUCCAUUUUCCAGACAUGUCGACCUCUGCGGUUGCAAAGACGACGGGAACCGAUACUACUCAGUCGACAGCUACCAGCGGUGCCGAAUCUUCCAUGACUUCCAGCUCGUCUACUUCGACCAAGGCGACCGCCCCUACUCCAAGCCCGACCCCUUCAGAUGACACGGAUACUGGAGGUUCAGGGUCCCAAGAAGAUCCAGAGCUCACUGGUGACAAGCCCAAGGAAGCUCAGGCAUGCAGCUCCGAAAAGGACCUCUCUGUCAAACCCUUCUGUUCACCUCAUGAUCAACAAGAAGUAUACGUCGAUGACACCUACUAUGUAACCUGGCUUACUUCAAUUCUCGGUUCUGACUCUGUUGUUAGAGUUGGCUUAGACUAUGUCAAUGUCUCUAUGAAUGAAGGCCUCAAUGCUUGGCUUUCUCGUGAGACCCCAAACAACCACAGCUAUGUCGCCAUUCAGAUGAAGCCGGAAUGGCUCAAGGGCGAGAAACGCAAUAACUUCACGUUUUUCCUGGAUGAGUUUCCAAAGGGCAAAGGAAAGGUCCAUCACAACGGUCCUACCAUCUCCCUCGUCAACAAGCCUCCAGUCCACCAUCCUCCACCCCCUCCAACUCCAGCACCCAAGCCGCUUGGCCUUCUCAUCGGUCUACCUCUUGGUCUCGGCGCCGUUUUCCUGAUUCUACUCGGCCUCUGCUUUGGUAUGAAGCACCAGCGCCGAAUUGGCUUGAGCAACAUUAUGGGCAGACGCAACAAGGGCUACGGUGGUAGACGUGCCAGAGCCAUGAGAAGUGGACGCGGUGCCGGUGGUUCUAUCAGGUUGGACGACAUGGAGGAUAGCGGACAGCAGUAUUCCGACACCCCUGAGCGACUCCCAUCGCGUCAGCAUAUAGUUUCCGAUACGGAGACUUUCAACGAAGUUCAACGCCGGGAGGGGAAUGCUUUCAGACAGGAACUUGCCCGCUUGAAGAACUGGAAGUGA
Messenger RNA from Trichophyton verrucosum HKI 0517, 1698 nucleotides. RefSeq lists its product as uncharacterized. The record is from RefSeq and is a predicted model, not a curated record. Bases 1 to 1698 code for a protein of 565 amino acids. Lineage: Eukaryota; Fungi; Ascomycota; Eurotiomycetes; Onygenales; Arthrodermataceae. The transcript has 4 exons.